AUGACGGCAGCACCAGCGACCACGGCACCGUUGAAUGCAGCAGCAGCAGCAGCAGCAACCCAACAAGAUGGAGCAGGAGUGUUUCAGGUCGACAACGUCGAUUCCGAGGUUGAACAACCCGCCGCCCCCGCAGCAGCAGUAGCACCAGCGCCUGCGGUGACCGCGAGAGAGGCCCUCCGGCACAGCUUUACCGUCGGGCUCUCCGGGGGUGGAGCCACCGUCUUCAGCGUGGCCACCAUGAUGUGGCUCCACACCAUCAUCACAUACCAGCAGCGCCACGGCACAAAGUUCGGGGAAACAUGCAAGAUACUUUGGCGACAGGGCGGGCCGCGACGAUUCUACCGCGGCGUGCUGCCGUCCCUGGCGUCGGCGCCUCUCUGCAGGUUCGGUGACACCCUCAGCAACGAACUGGCGAUGGUUUGGUUCCACGGGCAGCAACAGAGAAGAAGCUCGGGAGGGGGAAGCGGCACCACAAUAAGCGGGGGGCGGGGCGACCGGGUUGACACCAAGCUGCCGGUGUGGGUGGCGACGUUUUUGGGGUCGAUGGGAGCGGCGGCGUUCCACGCGGUGGUUGUACCGUUGGAUACCUACAAGGUAAUCAUGCAGGUGGACGGAAAGGAGGGUCUGGCCGUGAUGAAGAAGCGAAUAGCGACGCGCGGCCCGGUCGCGGUCUACGACGGGGCGCUGGCGUUCGCGGGGGGGUCGCUGAUGGGGCACUACCCUUGGUACUUGACGUACAACUUGUUGGAGCAGAGCCUUCCAAGAACAAGGAAAGGCGAGGGGAGGAGCCGGAGAGCUCGGAGCGCCUUCAUUGGUGCAGCGGCAUCGAUAGUCUCGGCGGCGGCGUCGAACGCUUUUCGCGUCCUCAAGGUUUACAGACAAUCGCACGACCGGCCGGAUGGACUGUCGUACGCGAAGUCGAUCAAGCAGAUCAUCAAGAAGGACGGGGGGGGCACGCGGGGGGUGCUGGGGGUGUUUGGGAGGGGGCUGGGAGGAAGGGUGGCGGCGUCCUCGUUGCAGGGACUGGUGUUCAACAUGAUUUGGCAGGAAAUGGCCGCUUGGAGCAACGACGAGAGAUGA
Molecule: messenger RNA, 1080 nt
Organism: Ectocarpus siliculosus
Lineage: Eukaryota; Phaeophyceae; Ectocarpales; Ectocarpaceae
Source: the annotation of a GenBank genome assembly